Messenger RNA from Beauveria bassiana ARSEF 2860, 3714 nucleotides. RefSeq names its product tetratricopeptide repeat containing protein. Gene Ontology annotation, molecular function: protein binding; mRNA binding. The transcript has 4 exons. The record is from RefSeq and is a predicted model, not a curated record. Gene Ontology annotation, biological process: intracellular distribution of mitochondria. Bases 1 to 3714 code for a protein of 1237 amino acids. NCBI's taxonomy places the organism in Eukaryota, Fungi, Ascomycota, Sordariomycetes, Hypocreales, Cordycipitaceae. Gene Ontology annotation, cellular component: cytoplasm.
AUGGCUGCUGAAACCGAGACGGCAGCGGCUCAAGGCAGAUCAGUUGAUGUCGUUAAUGAUGUAAAUGCUGACCUUGAAGCUUCCAAUGACGUCGAGAACGGCGCUGGAGCUGAGGCUCUCCUCAACGUCACGAUUGUGCUACCCGGCUCGAAGCCUUCUAAGGUGCAAAUAAUGGUGUCAUCUCAGGAGCAGGUCCACGAAGUUCGACAGUCUAUCAUUGAUCUUCCCGCCGCAUUCCGAUACACCUGCUUCCACCUGGAAUUCAAGGGCAAAAAGGUUCAGGACUUCAUAACAAUUGGCGAAAUUCCUGAAAUUGGACCCGACCCAGAGUUCCACCUCGUCGAAGACCCCUAUACCGAAAAGGAGGCGCGCAUUCACCUCGUUCGAAUUCGCGAGCUCAUUGGCGCUGCCGGCAACCGAGUUGAUACUACCCAGGGUGUACUAGCUGGUACCUCUCUUUUCGAGACUGCGAGCGCGGGCACUCAACAGUCCGGUGAAGACCCCAAAGAGCAGUCCAAAGGGCAGACUCAACAAGAACAGUACGAUUUUCAAGGGAUCCCUCCUCUAGUCAGCCUUGUUGCGGAACAGACAACUACCGCCCCUAAGACUGUCAAAACCAUCGCCUUAUCGACCUGGAACCCUCCUCCUUGUUACCUGAGACAGCGUGGCCACCUUCUUUACCUCGUCGUGACGACAAACGAAGGUGAGCAGUUCCAGGUCACUGCGCACGUGUCUGGCUUCUACGUCAACAAGUCAUCCAACGCAAAGUUCGACCCAUCGCCGCGUGCAGCACCCAAGGGCCAGGCUGCGCACUCACUCCUGGAGCUAAUCGAUCUCAUCUCGCCAUCUUUUGGCGAGACCUUCCAGCAGCUACAGGAAUACAACAAUAGCAAGGAUCCUCUUUCCACCUUUCAGCUCACUAACGCAAUUCCGGCUGCUCCCUGGGUGGUCCCCUCGCCAAACUCGGCUCUCUGUACUCAUGAGCCGGACGCCACACGGCCCCAGGAGACUUACCUCCUCGCCGGAGUCGAUAACACCGACACCCUGCGAGACUGGAACGAAGAAUUUCAGUCCGCCAAGGAGCUUCCCAAGGAAACGGUCCAGGAUCGAGUAUUCCGCGAGCGACUCAUCUCGAAGCUCUUUGCUGACUACAAUGAUGCUGCUACCAAGGGCGCUGUCAUGGUUGCUCGUGGCGAAAUUGCACCUCUCAAUCCAACAGAAUGCGUCGACGCUCAGAUUUUCGUUUACAACAAUAUUUUCUUCUCUUUCGGGGCUGAUGGCGUUGGUACAUUCACCUCUGAGGGAGGUGACGAGGCUGCUCGGGUUGCCACCGGCAAGGACGUUGCUGGUGUACAUUUGGUGAACCAACUUGACAUCGAUGGCCUAUUCACACCCGCCACUGUUGUUGUCGACUAUCUUGGGAAGCGUAUCGUUGGUCAGAGUAUUGUACCUGGAAUCUUCAAGCAGCGAGAACCUGGCGAGAACCAGAUCGACUACGGCGCAGUUGAUGGGAAAGAUGUUGUUGCCGCUGAUGAGCGCUUCGUCGGCCCAUUCAGCAAGCUGUCAAGGGCGUUGAAGGUGAAACCUCACGCUGUAUGGGAUAAGGACGGGAAGAAAUUCGAGUUGGAAGCCAGUGUUGAGACGAAGGGUCUGAUGGGCACCGAUGGUCGCAAAUAUAUCCUUGACCUGUACAGAAUCACACCAUUCGAUAUCCCUUGGUUGGAAGAAAAGGCGAAAGACACUGAAGAGGACUCUGCCACCAGCUAUCCUCAUCGCAUGACCGUGCUCCGACCUGAGCUAGUCGAUUCUUUCGGCCGCCUCCGCAUGAAGCAAUGGAUCGAUAGGGAAGUUGUAGAGCACGCCAAAGAGACUGCUAGCAAGGAAGAGGAUGACGAGAAGGAACCCGGGGACGCCAAGAAGAAGGAUUCCUGGCAGCCUGAUCUGUCCAAGUUCAAGUUCUCUCUUAACCCGGAUGUCUUCAGUGGACAAGUACCACAGACUCCCGAAGAGACCGCGGAACUGGAAGCUGAUGAGAAGGAGGUGCGAGCUGCUUGCACAUACUUGCGAGAACAGGUCAUUCCGGGCCUGCUUCGCGAGCUGUCUGAUUCAGAUGUUAGCUUUCCUAUGGAUGGUCAGUCACUGAGCCGUCUCCUGCACAAGCGUGGUAUCAACAUCAGAUACCUUGGUCAGAUGGCGUCGCUCGCUACCGACGGCCGACUCAAGUGUCUGCGUGAAAUUUGUAUCCAAGACAUGGUGUCUCGUGCAAUCAAGCACAUCUCGGCCACCUAUCUUCGUGCGCUCCCUCUCGCCUUCGCCCCAGCUUGCAUUGCUCACUUGUUCAACUGCCUGCUGGGCUACAAGGUUAACCCCAAACCUCAUAGCGACCUUGAUGCCCAGCUUCGAUCGCUCUAUAAGGACACCGACUUUUCUUUCGAGGAUGUCACGCCCGAGAGCCUACGUCGUAGUAUUAAAGAGGAAAUCUUUAAGCGAUACAGAUAUCAUCUGGAACUUGGGUGGUUCGAGACUCUCCGCCCCAUUCAGUUGCUUCGCGAAAUUUCUCUGAAGCUUGGUCUUCAGAUCGAGGCCAAGAACUACCUCUUUGACGGUUCUGUGUCAAAACCGAACGACACUAAUGGCGCCAGUGAGACCUGUCAGGCCAACGGUCAGACUCAAGGGGAUGCCAAAAAGAACAAGAAGAAGAAGGCCACCCGUGAGGGUUCUCCCGCUGCUGUUCAAGGCCCCGUCUCUACUUUCGGCCCAGAUGACAUUAUUGACAUUGUUCCGAUCGUGAAGCACACCUGCCCACGCAGCGCUCUGGCCGAGGAGGCUCUGGAGGCUGGCAGAAUCUCUAUUAUCCAGGGCCAGAAAAAGCUAGGCCAGGAACUUCUCUUGGAGUCGCUGUCUCUUCAUGAACAAAUUUACGGUAUCUUGCAUCCUGAGGUGGCUCGCGUCUACAACAGCCUGUCCAUGCUGUACUACCAGCUUGAUGACAAAGAGGCCGCUGUGGAGCUCGCCCGCAAGGCUAUUAUUGUGUCUGAGCGUACCGUUGGUGUUGACUCUGCCGAGACCCUCCUCAACUAUCUGAACUUGAGUCUCUUCCUCCACCAAGCCGGUGAUAGCAAAUCUGCGCUUGUUUUCUCCAAGCAUGCUCUGGACUUGUGGAAGAUCAUUUACGGACCUGGACAUCCCGAUUCCAUCACGACUAUCAACAACGCGGCUGUGAUGCUGCAGCAUCUGAAGGAAUACCACGAAUCUCGACUGUGGUUUGAAGAGUCUCUCCGAGUCUGCGAGUCGGUGUUCGGAAAGCAAUCUGUCAACUCUGCCACUCUGCUGUUCCAGCUAGCACAGGCCUUGGCGCUCGAUCAUGAUUCUAAGGGAGCUGUGAACCGCAUGCGCGAGUCUUUCAACAUCUUUUUGAGCGAACUUGGUGCCGAGGACAAGAACACCAAGGAAGCUGAGAGCUGGCUGGAGCAGCUCACGCAAAACGCUGUAUCAAUUGCCAAACACGCCAAGGACGUGCAGGGACGCCGUAUCAAGUCUGGUAUUCGCGCACCCUCACAGACGCUUGCUCCCGCACCCCCGCAACGUGGCGGCUCGCAGGUGGACUCGCGAAGCCUUGACGAGUUGAUCAAGUUUAUUGAAGGUGAUCAGGGGGUAAAGUCCAAGAAGCGCACCGGUCGCGGCAACCCCAAGAGAAGAGGCCAGGCCGCGUGA